Molecule: messenger RNA, 1350 nt
Organism: Aspergillus vadensis CBS 113365
Lineage: Eukaryota; Fungi; Ascomycota; Eurotiomycetes; Eurotiales; Aspergillaceae
Exons: 4
Coding region: 49-1350 (433 amino acids)
Source: RefSeq, a predicted model, not a curated record
CUGGCCAAACAGAGUUUCUGCCAAGUGCUUCACCAGAAAUUGUGCAAUAUGAGCUUCCAUUAUGUCGAUAGAGGCCUAUCACGGUUUCUCCAAGGACAUAGUGUGAUAGUGGUUGAGGAAGCAUUUGAACCAUUGCAACUGGAGAAUUGCUUUCAGCAACUCGUCCAGAGAUGGCCCAUACUCCAGGCCAGAGUGAACCUUUUGCGUACAGGGACGUUUCCUACAUCGCAAACCCACUCAUUCUUCCAACAUCGUGUUAUCGACGCUACACUUGCCGAAACUGUCCCCUUUUAUCCAAUCAUUCACCAUAGCAUGCAGGAGGAUGACUACAAGCGAUUGAGGGAUCUUACAUCAGUACCUCGCUCCAUCUAUACAACUUUAUUUCCUCCAGUCUGUAUGGCUAUGAUUGGGUGGGCCUACGCAGCUCUCCUCUCGGGAAACCCUAUUGAUAUUCCUGAUUUCCAUCGGCCAGUCACUCUCCAAUUCGACGCCGCCCCACACAAUCCAACCAAUCCUCAUCAUUGUCAUGACCCCUCCCCUAGCACACUAAGCACUGGUAGUAACCACCUGUUCUCCGGGGGACUGUCACAUUUCACCCUGGGUGUACUGUGGCACCGACUGGCACCAGCGUCGUGUGGCAAUACGGGGUCUUCCCGCAUGAUGCACUUCCCAGCGCUAGUAAUUGAUCAGAUUGCCGAUCAUGCUACGAAACAAGAUAUUCGCAUAAGUCGUGUGGACAUUCUCAUGGCUUUGAUUCUUCAGGCAAAUGUACGGGCAUUCCCCCAUGACUCAACAACCACUUCCUACCCGCUGGGUUUCAUGCUCAACUUCAACCACCUACUGGUCAAUCCUGCCACAUUCCACAACAGCUUCUGGCCUGUCCCAAUUCCACGGCCGCCAGACCUCGAUCCCAGUCAAUUCAGCCACGAGUCGACGAUUAACCUAGCAGCCCACAUUCGCCGUGUGACGCGGGUCGCUCAAUCAGCAGAAUGCCUCGAGGCUUUCAAUGUCCAAUAUCAGCAAAUGGGGCCCUGGCACCUCUGGCAUCCGCGAGCAGUCAGUCCCUCCCAUCCCAGGACUAUAGUCUCCUCCAUGGCCCAGUUAAACCCCUACGAUUUGGAGUCUAAUUCCGGUGUGCGGCCGCUCCUUUUCGACGUUCGCAUUGAAACCAUGGAUCUGGCACAAUAUCUUGGCAUCUAUCUGCAUGGUGCCAUCAGCGUUAACGUAGAUCGUAAUGGCACGGGUUUUUGUUUGACCGGGUCUUUGCAUCCGGACCUGUGGAGAGAGUUGGAGAUGAUUCGUGAUAGCUUCCUGUACAGAUCGAACCAUGGUUUCAAGUCAAAGCUUUGA